CAUUAAUCUUGCUGGACAUUUCAGUGUUUUCCACAGGAAAUUAUGUGGCACAGGCAGUUCUUAUUUGAAUUAUUUAAUCAAAUACAAUGUUUGAAUAAAUGUCACGUAUUGCCUUAACUAACCAGAAAAUGACAUUUUAGAAGAUUAAAUAAAGCUCCCCGUUUUUGUUUAUGAUAACAAAAAGUAUGUUUUUAUCACAUUUCUUUUGCUCAGCUUAUGGGGAGCCGCCACAGUCUCAUUUAUUAACGGGAAACAUUAACAAGAUAACUGCAUACUUUUUGGACAUAAUUAGGGUUUCUUGCGUGAAAUAAUUGCUUAAUUGUUGCAUAACUGUAAAGCCUUUCUUCAAGUAACACCUAGUAAUUGACUGCUUGCAGUGUCAGUGGCUCUCCUUUCACAAAAACAAAAAAGUUAAAGCAAAGUGUGAAAUUAUAUUAUUCUGCUAUUUGGGUUCUUUGCACGUAAGCCACGCACAGGGAGGGUUAUUUCCUGUGUCGGCGGCGGAGGGAUAGCUGUGUCUCUGUGACGCGGCCCGCUGAAGUCAAUUGAGAUUUCCAUUAGCGGCGGAGGGAUACGCGCUAUUAGCUUCCCAUACAAUUCAGUGAGAACUAGUGUGAAUCUGCAGCAAGGGAGAAACAUGGCGACUUCGCAGCAUGAGGGGCAAGCAAAUCAACUCGAUCUACUCAUCAGAGCCGUGGAGGCCUCUGUCCAUGGCUCCAGUAUCCACUGCUCAGACAAAACCAUUGAAGCAGCCGAGGCUCUGCUGCACAUGGACUCUCCCUCCAGCCUCAGGGAGGACCGCAGCCCAGACUUCCUUCACGCUGCCAUGCGCCCAGACAUGUACGCAGAGACAGAAGUGGAGAUUACGACAGAAGACUGUUGUGAUGAUGAAGAUGAGGAGAUGGUCACUUUGAUAGAGGAACCUGAGCCGGACCAUGAGCCAAUCAGGAAGAAGAGAGUUGGAAGAAAGCCAAAGCCGUUUUCACCCGACUCUCCAGAUCUCGGCAUCAAGAAGAAAUCUAGAGAGGGCAGAGCAGGAUCCACCACUUACCUUUGGGAGUUUCUAUUGGACCUGCUCCAGGACAAAAACACGUGUCCCAGAUACAUCAAGUGGACCCAGAGGGAAAAGGGCAUCUUUAAACUGGUCGACUCCAAAGCUGUAUCCAGACUGUGGGGGAAACAUAAGAACAAACCUGAUAUGAACUACGAGACCAUGGGCAGGGCUCUGCGAUAUUACUACCAGCGGGGAAUUCUUGCCAAAGUGGAAGGGCAGCGCUUGGUUUAUCAAUUUAAAGAAAUGCCAAAAAACAUUGUGAUUAUUGAUGACAACAAGGCGGAUAUGACGGAGGAUCUGAUCAGCUCUGAAUCACCUGCGUCAUAUGAGCGCGUGCCCCCUCCACCCAACCUCCUACUCAAGUCUGAGCCAACUACACCUACAAAACCCAACAUCCUGAGAGGCAGCAAGUCCAACAUCACUGUCAAUGCUGUGAACAAGCCAGCAGGGGGCAGCACUCCCGUCUUACCAGCUAGUCACAGAGGAGCCAUGGUGGAUUCAAGCAAAACGCCACAGUCUCACGCUGCCAUCAUCACUAAUGCCACAGGGCCAAGGGCGGUGAGGGUAGCUAUGCAGGUCCCAGUGAUGAUGACCACGUCUCUGGGGCAGAAGAUCUCCACUGUAGCGAUGCAGCCGAGUGGGACGACUGCCGGCCACACCACCCUCCUCACAAACACCUCUCCCAUCAGUGCUGUGCCCAAUGCAAACUCACAACAAAAGGUUGUGAUCCAAACCCUCCCGACCAUGGUACCGGCCACAGCUGAAAAUGGAGACAAAAUUACGGUGCAACUCGCCAAAAUCAUCACUAUCCCGGCACAUCAGCUGGCACAGUGCCAGCUCCAGACCUCGGGGUCCAAACCCGGCGUGGGCUCCUCUGCAGGGGGCAUCAGUCUCGUGGGCAGCCCCCUCACGGUGCGCACACUGGCCCCUGUAAACGUGGGCCCGGGCGCCCAGGUGAUGAGGCUCACUGUCCCGCAGCAGCAGCAGACCGUGAUGGUGUCCCAGGCCGGGGGUGUGGGCGGGACUGGUGUAGUCACGUUAUCUGCAGCCAAUCAGCCACGAGUGAUCAGCGGUGUUCUGAACGGCUCAGAGCUGCUGAUUGGAGGGGCAGGAGUCGCUCUGGAGAAAGUUAAAGUGGAAGCAGUUCCAGUUUCAAUUGGGGUCCAAACAAGUCCCAGAAAAGCCCCCGUGGUCAGCUCUGAGGCAGCGAGCGCAGAGGGAUCAAAGACAGAGGAGCCCGAGUGUUGAAACUCUGUGUUCGAAAGCGUAGUUUGUACAGAAGUCAUUUUUACUCUAUAACCAGCAGCAGUCUGUGAGAUUGAAACUUUUACUUUUCCCUUCUGCUGCACAAGACAUUUCUCAUCUGGUCCUCCUCAAAACCUCCACAAACCUGGAGACGGGCUGUGUACAGUUCAGACUGUAGCAUCUAACAUAGGAACAGACUCGAUGGUGAAACUAAAGGGACCAACACUAAUCACUACAAAUGUAACUGACAUUGUUGGAGAAAUGCACUCACUAUGACAACACUACACAUUCAGGCAAAUAAUUACAACCAAAUGUGAAGUGGAUGUAAUGAAGCCUUUUUUGAGGGCAUGUUUAAAAUGUUGACUUAUGGAUGUGAAAACCAGCAUCACUUUUCUAUCAUAUCACUGUGCAGAGGUGCUGCAGAAAGCCGAAGGGGCUCUGAGGGGAAAGGGAAGUCUAUGAUCAUGUAAAUAUAUACAAAAUAUAUUUACGGAGAAAAUGUUAACAGCAGUAGGUUUAAAUUUUAACUCUUUUGUUUCAUGUAUCUUUUGAACAGUAAGCUGAACUUUUGUUUUUCUUUUGAUACUUUGAACCAAGCACAGUAUUACUUAAACUAAGGGAGCUAAUACAUGUAUUUAUUAGUGUCUCUUUUAUCAGGCUGUUGAGUACUAGUAACAGCAGCAUUAUGUAGGUCAGAAACCAGGUUAUUUGCACUUUCCUUCUCAAAAGAGUUGAGAUUUGUCAAAUUUAUCUUGGUGUUUUUUGUUUUUGUUUUUUUCCAGUGUAAGCUGCAGCCACACUUUUGGGAAUGCAUUAAAAGGCCAGUGCAUGCAGUCAUGUAUUUGAGUUGAACAGAUGUACUGUAUCUGAGCUCACAAUGCAAUUUACAAUAUCAUCAAAUCAAUGACAAAUAUCAAAGGGUCAGGUCAAUUACGGCGACAUUCUCGUUUAGCCAUUUCAACCCACACAUUUCAGUUUUUAUGGAGGGAAGAGAUUUGCGUUCAGACUGAACUGUUUGUAUAUUCAACAUUUGAAGUAUAUUCUAUUUUGUUGUACUCUUGUUUCAAAGUGUAUUAAAGUAGAUUUUACUGAAACAUG
Molecule: messenger RNA, 3397 nt
Organism: Boleophthalmus pectinirostris (great blue-spotted mudskipper)
Lineage: Eukaryota; Metazoa; Chordata; Actinopteri; Gobiiformes; Gobiidae
Product: ETS-related transcription factor Elf-2
Exons: 8
Coding region: 638-2302 (554 amino acids)
Biological process (GO): cell differentiation; regulation of transcription by RNA polymerase II
Cellular component (GO): nucleus
Molecular function (GO): sequence-specific DNA binding; DNA-binding transcription factor activity, RNA polymerase II-specific
Source: RefSeq, a predicted model, not a curated record